AACGCAUUCAAAAUAGCAUUUAGUUCCUUAGUAGUUAAGUCCACAGUCCACAUCACUGCCGGGUCAUGUCGCGCGUAGUGCACGUUCUACGAGCCGGUAAGCUGGGCUAUCAAAAAUCGCUGAAUCUCCAAAAAGCCGUGUCCUCAACCAUUCUAAACGACCAAACCGGUCCGCUGCAUAAUGUACUCAUCCUGACCGAGCACGACCCUGUCUAUACCGUCGGAAUCCGGACGAAAGCCUACGGACCGGAAGAGGAACAUCGACUCAAGGCGCUGGGAGCCGAAUUCUUUCGUACCAACCGCGGAGGUCUUAUUACGUUCCAUGGUCCGGGGCAGCUGGUGGCCUAUCCGGUGUUGAAUCUGAAGAACUUUCAACCCAGCAUUCGGUGGUACGUUUGCCACAUUGAGAAGACAAUGAUCGAGAUGUGCCGGAGGUAUGGCAUACAGGCCGGUACAACUCAGGAUACGGGAGUUUGGGUGGGGGACAGGAAGAUUUGUGCCAUCGGAAUACACGCCAGCAGGUACGUUACAACCCAUGGGUUGGCUUUGAAUUGCAAUAACGAUCUGGGGUGGUUUGAGCAUAUCGUUCCCUGUGGGAUCGAAGGCAAGGGGGUAACUUCACUUAGUGGGGAAUUGAAUCGAGAGAUGGGGGUAGCGGAUGUGACGCCAACAUUUUUAGACAGUUUUCGGGACAUUCUAGAGUGUGAUUUGGUAGAGUUAGAACCGGAGAAGCAACGCGAAAUUUUAGGGCAACUCGAGUAG
Molecule: messenger RNA, 761 nt
Organism: Ochlerotatus camptorhynchus
Lineage: Eukaryota; Metazoa; Arthropoda; Insecta; Diptera; Culicidae
Gene: Lipt2
Product: Lipoyl(octanoyl) transferase 2
Exons: 1
Coding region: 66-761 (231 amino acids)
Biological process (GO): protein lipoylation
Cellular component (GO): mitochondrion
Molecular function (GO): lipoyl(octanoyl) transferase activity
Source: RefSeq, a predicted model, not a curated record